UAUUUUUUUAUUUAUUUAUAUAAUUUUAUUUUUAAAAUUAUUAUGUUUUACAAGAGUAAAUAUAUAGAGUGUUAUAAAUUGUUAAUUUUCUCAUAUUGAAUUCCUAAGUUCCUAUCAACAACCCAUACGAACAGUUUACCUCGUGGGGUCUUUUCAGUUUACGUUUGUUUAAAAUGGCUGCCGUUGUUGACGAAGUGGGGAAAUCUGCGGAAAAACAAAUUGAUGAAGAGAUAAAUGAUGAAAUAAAUGAUGAAGAUGUUGAAAACGGGGCAUCGGAAGCCUCUAAAAAAAAGAAGCGAAAGAAGAAGAAGAAGAAAGCAGGAGCAGGAGAGGCUUCUGCUGAUGUUCCAGGUGAAGAUGAAAAUGCUCCAAAUGAUGCUGCAGAAGAGAUAGCAGAAAUUGAUCUCAAUGAAAAAGAUGAAACUAAAAAGAAGAAGAGGAGGAAUCGUGGAAAAUCUAAAAAGCAGACUGACCCUCCUACUAUUCCUGUUUCUAAUCUCUUUUCAGAGGGAAAUUUCCCUGUUGGACUUGAAAUGAUGUAUCCAGGGGAUGAAAGAAAAGCUAAAGACAGAUUCACUAAUGAAGAAAUGCGUGCCCUUGAUCGUCUUCAUAAUGAUAUAUAUAACGAAGCAAGACAAGCUGCUGAGGCUCACAGACAGACUCGGAAACAUAUUCAGAAAUGGGUCAAGCCUGGCAUUACUAUGAUUGAGUUGUGUGAAGAGCUUGAAAAAACAGCACGUUUGCUGAUUAAAGAGGAAGGUUUAAAAGCUGGCUUGGCCUUUCCGACGGGCUGUUCUCGUAAUCAUUGUGCUGCUCAUUACACUCCUAAUGCUGGCGAUCCAACAGUUUUACUUUAUGAUGAUGUCACUAAGAUUGAUUUUGGAACUCAUAUUAAUGGAAGAAUAAUUGAUUGUGCAUGGACCUUAUCUUUUAAUCCUAAGUACGAUAAACUUAUUGAAGCUGUAAGGGAAGCAACUAACACUGGAAUAAAAGAAGCAGGAAUAGAUGUUCCUCUCUGUGAAAUAGGAGCUGCUAUCCAAGAGGUGAUGGAGUCCUAUGAAGUUGAGAUUGAUGGCAAGACGUAUCCUGUAAAGUCAAUUCGCAAUCUCAAUGGGCAUUCUAUUGCUCCAUACAGAAUCCAUGCUGGAAAGACUGUUCCAAUAGUCAAAGGUGGUGAGGCAACUGUAAUGGAAGAAAAUGAGUUUUACGCCAUUGAAACUUUUGGAUCAACAGGUCGUGGUGUGGUGCAUGAUGAUAUGGAUGUUUCACAUUAUAUGAAAAACUUUGAUGCUGGCUUUGUUCCUCUCAGAAUUCAGUCUUCAAAACAGUUGCUGAAUGUGAUAAAUAACAAUUUUGGAACGUUAGCAUUUUGUAAACGGUGGUUGGAUCGUUUAGGCCAGACUAGGUAUCAGAUGGCUUUAAAAGAUCUGUGUGAUAAAGGUGCUGUCGAGGCCUAUCCGCCUUUAUGUGAUAUAAAAGGAUGCUACACUGCCCAGUUCGAACACACUAUUGUUCUCCGUCCUACCUGUAAGGAAGUCAUCAGCAAAGGGGAUGACUAUUAGGAUUUUUAUGAACAAAAGAAUUUUAAAUAUGUUAUUGUUCAGUUGUAUAUAUCUUGAAUAAUUAAAUAUUUAAGUUGAAUCAAUUAAUAAAUCAUUGAUUUGGUUUUAUUUUA
This is a messenger RNA of Nezara viridula (southern green stink bug), 1675 nucleotides long. Lineage: Eukaryota; Metazoa; Arthropoda; Insecta; Hemiptera; Pentatomidae. The record is from the annotation of a GenBank genome assembly.